ACAGUGGCAAUAAAAUGAAUUGAGUUUUGACGCGUUUGCGAGGGGGGCGUAAAGUGGCGGACGACACCGCCUCCGUUGUAUACUUAUAUUUUAACAGUGUAGAAAAAUGCCCUCGCUCGGCAUCCAAGUGUCUGAUAAUAAUUUAAUCCUCGUCCUGCUUUAGCGUUAGCGUUUCAACUAUAUAGGGUAGCAUCUUAAAUCGGGGGCGAUGUUUCAUUGUUACUGAUGUGCACUGUCGACACGGCACCUUGAGCGCAAAUGCUCCGCGUUUCAAUUCCGCGUAUCAAUAUCUUAAGACAGUCAACAGUUCGAGGUAAGUAAGUAAAUAAAUAAACCCGUAUAGUGAUGGAGGGUACGAACGACCAGCUGCAAACGAAGUAUCAAAAGAUCGCUACAGAAUACUCCAAGAUCCGUGCACAGGCUAGCGUGUUGAAGAAAGCAGUUAUAGAUGAACAGACGCGCAACGGGGACCUUUGCGAACAGCUGAAAGAAAAGGAUGUUGAGUUACGACGCAGCGAACAGGAGCUGGACAGCUUGUCGUUCCGAAAUCAGCAACUUACGAAACGCGUCACAGUACUGCAAGAAGAAUUGGACGGAAUCCAGAACAGAGGUAAAAAGAACCGCAGUAAAUCCUCUGAGAAGAAGAACGCUACGUUCCCUCUUCCCGUGCCGAAUCACAUCCUAGAUGAGGAGUUCCAGAAAAAGAUCGUUGAGAACGCUCAGCUGAUUUCUCAACUCAGCGACAAGGAGGUUGAGAUCGUCGGACUCAACGAGAGGAUAGAUCAGUUGGAGUUCAAGCUUGACCAGUCGGAGAAAAACAGAGCUGAACUGGAAAGCAAGCACCACGCCGCGAUAGCCAGAUUUGAAAAGGAGCGCAACGAACUGCAGAAGAAGUUGAGCGACAAGCAUGAUAAUUCUGUAUCACGACAAAACGGGGAAAAGGAUUCAUUGCACAAAGAUUCGGCACGAAAUUUAAACGACUGUGAAACAGAGGAUUCCGAUUCUGGGUACGGCGUCCAUCAUAUUCACCACCCAGAAUCAAAGCCCUCGAAUUCACCCUCGCCCCAGAGACUCCUUGGUCCUCGCGCCACAUCCAGGAUCCCUGAGAAGUCUGUUUCGCAGGAAGAAACAAACGAAGAACUUGACAUUGCCAGAUUGUUUGAACUGGAAAAGCAAGUCAACUUCUGGAAGUCAGAGUACAACGUGCUCAAGAUAAAGUUUGAUCAAUUGAAAGCAAUCGAAGAGACGAGAACUAGUCAAAUUCACAGUAAUACUGCCGAAUCUGUAGAACUAUCUAAUAUGCUAGGAAGGCUCAGGUCACCGUUUGCCAUUCCUGAAGAGAUUGAGGCUCGUGAAUCACGAAUCAAGGAGUAUUAUAAACAGCAGAUUGAUGAACUAAUUUCGGAAAAACACGUUUAUCACAUAAGAAAUUUGGCUAUAGCUGCAGAUACUGAAAUAAUGAAUAUACACUUGGAAACGAGCGAGUCUAAGAGGCAACAGUGCGAGGAGGCAUUGCAGGAAUUGCAGGCAAGUCUUGCAGUAAUGCGCGAGGAUCACGAAGUACAGGAGGGAAAUUACAAAGCUCAGCUUAGCACUAUAAGUGAGCACCUUGCCAACAUGAACGAUAAAUUGAUUCAGCAAACAGAGGAGAUACAGCAGCUCAAGUUUGAGUUAGGGAAUAAGAACGCGAAAAAAGGGAAACAAAAAUGAACUUGCUGGCAUUAAGCUGCGGUCUAUGUCACAUUCCAUGGAAAUGCCUGUUGAUCUGUGUGAUUAUCAUAAUAAAUAGUGUACAACAUAAUCUCAUGUAAAUAACACAAUGAUAUCCAUUACGUUCAAUUGUAGAAUUUGGUCAAUGUUAAAUAUUCAGUUUCAUUUUACCUAACACAGAAUAAUCGCGGUCAGUUAUUGAUGGGAUUGAAAAUCCAACGUCGGUAAAUGAAAUGAAUAGAAAUAUACAAUUUAAAGUUUUUCUUGAUCAUUUUUUUCGAAUUUUAUUAGGAAUGAUCAACAACCUAUGUGCAAUUUUUUGGUAACAACUUAUCUCUCACUAAUAAUAAACGUGACAGAGUUUCACGUAAUAUAUCUAUAAAUAUAUACAUACGUAUAUGUAUAUGUACUUAUGUACAUACAAGUACAUUUGACUUAAAACAUCGACUACCACUUAAGAAAUACAAAAUAAAUUAACGAUUUAUUCGCAAUCACUGCGAGUCUGUAAAAAUAUAUGGACCAUUUUGAAGACCGAAAAUUAGAUUCGAGACGACUAUCUACUAAAAAUUAUGAUUGUAUUGGGUCAGUCUACUUUAAUAGCGAAACUCGCGCCGCAGCUACAGCCUUGUUCAGCUAGAGGGUUGUUUGUUAUUCUAAAAGCCGAACGAAUCAGUUCCUUGUGAUAUUCAACUGUCGAUCCCUUGACAUAUUCCAGCGAAGUUGUAUCUAUGAUCACUUUGACU
Diprion similis is the source of this 2453-nucleotide messenger RNA. Its product is annotated as paramyosin. Gene Ontology annotation, cellular component: membrane; early endosome. Bases 346 to 1710 code for a protein of 454 amino acids. NCBI's taxonomy places the organism in Eukaryota, Metazoa, Arthropoda, Insecta, Hymenoptera, Diprionidae. The transcript has 5 exons. The record is from RefSeq and is a predicted model, not a curated record.